UGAUCACGUGAUGUGGUAAAAGGCCAAUCACAGCGGCCUUUUACCACAUGAUCAGCCGUGUCCAAUGACACGCUGAUCACCGGGAAAUGCAAUUGCCGGUUCUCGGCUGCACUUUCCUCACGCUAGCGAGGAUCAGGGCACUGAUGAUCGGUGCCCAGCAGUGCCACCCACAAGUUCCGCCCACCUGUGCCCAGCAGUGCGCCCACUAGCUCCGCCCCCACCUGUGCCCAGCAGUGCACCCACCUGUGCCCAGCAGUGCACCC
Staurois parvus is the source of this 263-nucleotide messenger RNA. The record is from the annotation of a GenBank genome assembly. Lineage: Eukaryota; Metazoa; Chordata; Amphibia; Anura; Ranidae.